Messenger RNA from Erpetoichthys calabaricus (reedfish), 6243 nucleotides. RefSeq names its product pannexin 1a (gene panx1a). The record is from RefSeq and is a predicted model, not a curated record. The coding region runs from base 300 to 1559 and encodes 419 amino acids. NCBI's taxonomy places the organism in Eukaryota, Metazoa, Chordata, Cladistia, Polypteriformes, Polypteridae. Gene Ontology annotation, molecular function: channel activity. Gene Ontology annotation, biological process: positive regulation of interleukin-1 production; monoatomic cation transport. The transcript is spliced from 5 exons.
GGUAGUGUCAAGUUACUGGACAUGAAGGCGGUUGACAGAAGAUACAUCUGUGUAAACGAGGCCUCUUUGUGUCACAAAGAAAAAGUAUUGAAGUGACACGACACGGAUCGUUUAAAGAGACAAAGAUUAUUAACAAUUUAGAGAUCUGCAAAUAGGAAGACUGAGAUUGUAGCUACCUUAAGAAAACGAAGACUAUACCCGGAAGAGGUAGCGAGCGAGAACGUUUCGGCCUGCCGAAUGAUCUAAUGCAAGGAACAUAGAGUUUCUCUUCUGGAGUGUCAUCUGGACUGCUCGUAGUGAUGGCAAUCGCACAUCUGGCCACUGAGUACGUUUUUACGGAUUUUCUUCUUAAAGAUCCCCCGGAGUCCAAGUUUAAAGGACUACGCCUGGAGCUAGCAGUGGACAAGAUAGUUACAUACGUAGCAGUGGGACUGCCACUGUUGCUGAUUUCACUUGCCUUUGCUCAGGAGGUGUCCGUAGGCACCCAGAUCAGCUGCUUUUCUCCAACCGCUUUCUCCUGGAGACAGGCGGCCUAUGUGGACUCAUUCUGCUGGGCAGCAGUACAGCAGGCACAUGCAUCCCAGUCAGAUCCCCAUGGCACUCCUCUUUGGCUACACAAGUUCUUCCCUUAUGUCCUCCUGCUCAUGGCUGUCUUCUCGUAUAUCCCAUCUCUUUUUUGGCGCUUCACAGUCACUCCUCACCUCUUUGCUGACCUGGCCUUCAUCAUGGAGGAGUUGGACAAGAAAUACAACAGGGCCAUCAGAUUUUCCAAGAGUUUUUAUAGCAGUGGAGACACAAAUAGCAGUGAUGCAAAUGAAACCCUCUUCAAAUACCCACUGGCCGAGGAGUACCUGAAAACCAAAAAGCUGUCUAGAGACUUGGUCAUCAAGUACCUUACCUGCAGGAUCAUGACCUUAGUCGUUAUCAUCCUGGCCUGCCUUUACCUAGGCUACUACAUCCAUCUGGCUUCACUGACAGAUGAAUUCCGCUGCACCAUCAAGACAGGCAUACUCAAGAACGACACAACUGUGCCCGAGUUCUUGCAGUGCAAGCUGAUAGCAGUGGGCGUCUUCCAGGUACUCAGCUUCAUCAACCUGAUUGUGUACAUCUCUCUAGCACCUGUCAUCAUUUAUGCCACCCUGCUCCCAGUGCGCAAGAGCUGUGACUUCCUGUCAGCCUAUAGCAUCCUGCCCACCUUCACAGCAAUUGACCUAACUAGCAACCCCUUCACUGAUUUUACCCUCUACCUCCUGUUCCUUGAAGAGAACCUCAGUGAGCUCAAAUCCUACAAGUGUGUGAAAGUUCUUGAGCUUCUGAAGGAAAACAACGAGGACAUGAAUAUCAUUGACAUUAUGGGGAACCUGGCACAGGUCAAGAUGGACACCGUGGAUGGCAAAAUAUCUAAUGCAAACUGCAAAGGUGCUGAUGGCAAGAUUUCAGACCUUGAACUGCAAGUUGUAUUGGAUCAGUCUGGGAGUGAUGGAAAAAAGAAGGAUGAAAAGAAUCCUAAAGAUGGCCCUCUUCGCCAGAGGCUUUUGGAGCCCUCCACUACAUGCUGACCUCAGGUUGUGGGCAUUUGCAUGAUUGUGCAGAACCCUAUUCUGGUUUUUGACAUCCAUAUUGACUGCAUGGUGUGUUGUUGCAAGAUACUUCAGAAGACUUCAGGAAACUAGUCUUACAGGUUGGCUAGGGACAAAGGUGGACGUGUUUGUGGUGCAGAACAACUUCUGGGCUGUAAGAGUGCACAUGGCCACUGAUGCCAAUGAUUUUGCUGAAAUGCCACAAUUUUGCCAAGAUGUUAACUUGAAUUUAUACCAUGUAAAAGUGCUCACCGUAGACAUUGCUGACUACUGCCAAAGGUUGAUCAUCGUCAAUGGCAUUUCUAUGAGAAGCUGAUUCUGGACUGGUCAAUCAAGGCCCAGCUAAUCUACCAUUGUGUUUGUACUGUUUGAGUGACCAUGAAGCCAAGACACCAGACUCUAUUGGUAGGCAAGUUCUGAGUCUGGGAAAAAAGAAGAAUGGAACAGAAGAACCAAUGAGUUUCCUUAUGUGGCUGCAAUCUGCUAAAGUAGUGUAGGUGUGUGAUUUUUUUAAUACUUAAACUGCAAAACCUGUGGUCACACUCUACUUUGAUUACUUGUGCCUUCAGGGAACUCUUGGUGAAGGACUUCCUGGACACACAGGACUGUUUUUUCUUCUUGUAGCAUCACAUGUUAUUCACCCGUCCAUCUCGGAGUCCGUUAGGAAAGAGUGCCCCACUGCAUCCAGUGCAUUCGUUUCAGCUUCUUUAUUCUUAGUCUCGUUUAAUGUUCUGGCCAGUAACGUUGCUGAGUCAGAGCGAGCAUCCAGGAUCAACUGUGGCCUUUGAUGUACUGGUGCUAAUCUCCAUAGUGCCUGCCGACUGGAUUAUUGGGCCUCGCCUCCCUGUGUAGGGACCGUCCACUGGUUCUUAUACUUUUACACUGGAAAUGGAUUGAUCUCAGGGAACUCUGAGUUAAACCUCGCUGUGCUAGUGGUACUCCAUACUCGGGAGCUGCUCACUCCUUUCUGCACUGGUGGUAGACUGGACCUACUGUAGUUCACACAGAUCAUUCACUGUUUACACUAUGAAGAGUUUGGUCCCAGUGACCACUGGCUCAUUUUUUUUUUAAUAUUAGUCUUGUAAACUGUCCUCAUUCUCUAUCUCUAAAGCUACAAAUGUAUCCCCAUUGAAUUUGUACUUUGUUUAUACUGGAAGGUUUGGUCCCUCUACUCACUGGGCUUGUUCUCCUUUUAUUGGUGCUGGAUUGGCUUUAGUGUUUAUUGGCCUCUCUCUUUCUCUUUAUGUAGGCGUAGGGUUGGUCCCAGCAUGCACAGGGUUUAUUAUCGCUAUAUACUAGUAAUGGGAUGAGUCCUAAGGUACACUGGGCUGCGUUCCAUUUACCUCGGAAGUCAGAGGUUAUAUCCGGGUUGACCACAUUCCAGUAAAACGUUCAGAAAACCAAAAUAGAUGCCUCCAGGAAAACAUUUGUUGUGUUUGUUCUUUCAUAAUAAUGACAACUACUGAACAAGUUUUGUGCAUCCAAACAUCGUAGCAACAUGUGCACAGAUAGAAGGUGGACAGUACUGUGUGUACCACAGAUUUAAUGAGACUCAAACAGACAGAAGUGCUAACAAACAGUAUACCUGUAAUAUUACAGCUUUCACUUCUGUUGAGGUAUGGUGCUGCCAUCUUGGAUCAUGAGGUCAGGGUUGGUGAGGCUCUCCAGAUUUUGGAAAUCUGACUUGUGGAGACUUUCCAGUUACAACUUUCUACUGGGAACUCUUCUGAGUUAACUCUGAUUUCCCAGUUCAAGUGGAACAUAGCACAUUUCUCUUUUGAGACUGGUUUAGCCACGGUGUACAACAGGUUUGUGUUCCCCCUAUAUUAGUGUGGGUCUGUUUGUAGGGUACACCUACUCUGUCUCUCUCUGGAUACCACUUUGGCCCCAAGCUAUAUUGGACUUGACAUCUUUCUGUGUCGGAACAGGUCUAGCCCUAGUACGCAGUGGGCUUGUUCUUUGUCUGGAGCUGUAAGUGUGAAUCAAUGUGCAUAGUAUUUUGGCUUUUUUACUUUCUCAUACACGAAGUAUAGGGAAAGUGUUGUAAUCAUCCAAAAAUUCAAAGUCGAGAUUUUGAUGAAUCGAUGUUUCCUGAGUCCAAAAAUACCAUUUCUGGAAUUAUGUCUGUGUUUGUGUGUACAGUAAUCCCUCCUCCAUCGCGGGGGUUGCGUUCCAGAGCCACCCGCGAAAUAAGAAAAUCCGCAAAGUAGAAACCAUAUGUUUAUAUGGUUAUUUUUAUAUUGUCAUGUUUGGGUCACAGAUUUGCGCAGAAACACAGGAGGUUGUAGAGAGACAGGAACGUUAUUCAAACACUGCAAACAAACAUUUGUCUCUUUUUCAAAAGUUUAAACUGUGCUCCAUGACAAGACAGAGAUGACAGUUCCGUCUCACAAUUAAAAGAAUGCAAAUAUAUCUUCCUCUUCAAAGGAGUGUGCGUCAGGAGCAGAUAAUGUCAGAGAGAUAGAGAAAAGCAAACAAAUCAAUAGGGCUGUUUGGCUUUUAAGUAUGCGAAGCACCGCGGCACAAAGCUGUUGAAGGCGGCAGCUCACACCCCCUCCAUUAGGAGCAGAGAAAGAGAGAGAGAGAGAGAUAGCGAGAGACAGAUAAAAACAAACAAUCGAAAAUCAAUACGUGCCCUUCGAGCUUUUAAGUAUACGAAGCACCGUGCAGCAUGUCGCUUCAGGAAGCAGCUGCACAGAAGGUAGCAACGUGAAGAUAAUCUUUCAGCAUUUUUAGACGAGCAUCCGUAUCGUCUAGGUGUGCGAACAGCCCCCCUGCUCACACCCCCUACGUCAGGAUCAGAGAAAGUCAGCGCAAGAGAGAGAGAGAGAAAAGUAAGUUGGGUAGCUUCUCAUCCAUCUGCCAAUAGCGUCCCUUGUAUGAAAUCAACUGGGCAAACCAACUGAGGAAGCAUGUACCAGAAAUUAAAAGACCCAUUGUCCGCAGAAAUCCGCGAACCAGCAAAAAAUCCGCGAUAUAUAUUUAAAUAUGCUUACAUAUAAAAUCCGCGAUGGAGUGAAGCCGCGAAAGGCGAAGCGCGAUAUAGCGAGGGAUUACUGUAUAUAAACACGAUAACUUGAGUACACUUUCAUUUAGGUCAACCAAAUUUUGCAUGCAAGUAUUAGGUACAAAAUGUAAAUUUCUGUCUACUUUUGGGGUAUUUCUGUUAACUGGAAGUGGUACUUUACCUUUUAUUCAUGCAGCUGUAGAGUCCAAUUAAUUAACUUUGCUUUAAUUGUUCAAUAUAUUGAUAAUUUGAUUUGAUUUGUUGUUGAUGGUUCAUGUACAUAAUAUAAGAAUAUAAUCAUUGUCUUGUGGUUUACUUCUCAAAUAUCCAUCCCCAUAUCUGAGUAUAUGAGAAAGUCGAGGGGAGACCACUAAUGAUGGGUUAUAUUGGGAUUAAUAAAGUAUCUAUCUAUCUAUCUAUCUAUCUAUACUCCUUCUAAUGGCAUCAGCUGGGUAAUUUUUCUUCUCCCUCUCUCUAUCUCUCUCUUACUUGAUGUGGGUAUGACUUUGGCCUCUUGUUCUCUUUCUAUAUUACUAUGGACCUGUUUGUCAGAGACACUGGGCCAGUUCUCUCUCUGUCUUUUGGCAAAAUUGGACUCGCCUGUGCUCUGGCCUUAUUCUCUGCCCUGGUAUAUUGUCAUUUCAUCCAUAGGGUCUUUCUACAGUACAUUGGUUUGGGGCUGAGGUUUGUGCAUGGUGGGCUUGUUCUCUUGGUAUUGGUUUGUGUUUGACCACACUUUAGACUAAAUUUGGCCCAGCAUUUAUUUUGAUUGUUCUUUUUUCUUUUAGCUCCAGUGUAUCUGGGGUUUGUUCUCACUACGCCUUCUCUUGUCUGGCAUGAUCCUGGUUCGUAAAGUAACUGGGGCUGUGUCUCCCAUGAGUGGACAAUUCCAGUCAAAAUAAUAUCCUGACUCACUGGAAGGACACUUGCUGUUGGAGGGUCCCACAUUUUCUCCUCCGUCUCCCCAUUAACCUCCAAUCGUUGCAACUCAGGAAAGCCCAGAGGUUCAUUAGAUAGUUUGUGUUUUCAUGCAUGCCUACAGUCUGCAUGCUUAGCAGGUCACCCCCAUUUACUUUUGGAGCUGUCACUUGGGGUGAUGUUCCCACUGCCUCUCUAGUUGUCUUUCUUGAAAUGCAAACUCAGGACAUUGAAUUUAAAAGCCACCAGUUGUAUCGCACAGAUGAAGACAAUUUCCAGUAGCCAGCUUCAGAUGUGUCUCUCUUAGCUCAUGAUGCAGCUUUCCAGCUCAGUGGCUUACUCUAAAAUGCCAGCUGUUAUACUGAAACUUGGAAGAGGCCAGUCCCAUAGCUAGCACUGGGUGUUAUGGCCUUAAUCUCAGACUAAAGUUCUGGUGAAUGUAAGCUGGGAAUGGCCAUAUGCUGGUUUUAGCCUGUCUGGUAUAACCAGGGAAGUGGGAUGCCAGCUGGACAUUGGUAAUUUAUUAUGGGUUUGUGGGUAUUCUUUUUGUUCAAGUGCUCCUUAAGCCAUAUGUGGCAUGAGUUAGUGUCGCCCGCAGGGUUAUUUACAGUGUGUCUCAACACAGAGCUCUGGUGUCUCUCGAGCAUCAUGUGGUACUCUGGCUUUUGAGAGGCACAUGGCAACUGGGAAUGCAUGCUGGGAAACAGUGGUGAAUAAAGCUCUUGUUGCACACUCAAA